AAGAAGUUCUGAACCGACUGCUAACCUCUAGCAAUUUCUUUCCUGACUUCCACAGGGGAAAUUUUCAGGAGACUUUAGAUUGUCACAGGAUGUAUCUCUUCAAACAGAGACCAUGUUCCCUCCCACAUUCUGCCUCACAGCCCACAGAAAGGACACCCUCUUGUCUCCAGUGACUAUACUGGCUGCCGUCCUUAGGCUCUCCCUUAGACCUGACUGUGUCUGAGAUUACAGACAGAAAGUCUGUACAGAUAACCCAAAAUGCUCUUGCCUUUGUUUUCAGGUGUGAUAACUUUGCAUUUUGCUCAGAAAGUCCCAACAUAUCCUGAUGGUAACCAGACUCCUUAACUUGCCCCUGGGCAGAGUUCCACAAUUUCUUUGUGCCCCUGUUUCUGGGGUAUUGUGUUUUUCCUUAUGUUAAAAAGAAAGUUUAAAACAUAAUAGUCUUGUAAGCUUCAUAUUCAUAAUACGCUCCUGAUAUGAGCCUCCUCGAUACUGGGGAAAGUUGAAGUGGUUUGUAGAGGAGUUCUCCCAGCACUUCAGCAAGAGGCUGGGUUUGAUCAUCCACUUGAUGUUUUUUCCCAAAGACAGUUUAAAAUUGUGUCUCAUUCUCAUGUGCUGGAUCCAACGUGGCUGUGAAUGGAGCUGCCUUCUCCUGUUCCUGGACUGGUUGUCCACAGUUUUCAACAAGCAAAUCCAAAAUUUCUUCAGCAGAGAUGAGGGAAUUGGAGAAAAUUACAUUUCCUCUUCCUGUUUCACAAAAGGAGUGCAUCGUACUACGCCGGAGAACACAAAGAGGAUAGACGCUGCAGAUAGAUCCUGACCCUCAUCAAAGGUACAACUGCACAGCUGUGGGAAGACAUCCAGUCCCUUCACAGCAUUGCUGAACCGGAGGAGGUUGGGCAGUGAAACCAUCAUCUGGAGAUUGGUUAAGUCAGAGGAGCUUCGACAUAUCAUCAGAUCUGGAACUAGUCAGUAAUGUGAAGCCUUCCAUCAGAACCAACCUUUCAGAAGGUUCGGCAGUGGGUGAUAUCAGGGUGAGGCUGGGAAGAAGUGUGAAUGGACUCAGUGGGUGAGAGUUUCAAUCAUUCAUCGAGCCUGAGGGACCUCUAACUCAUUCCUGAAGGUGAGAGGCUGUUUGCGUGUGAGAAGGGCUCCACAGGUUCAUAAAAUCUCAUGACAACCAAGUUGUAACAACGACUAUUAACACAAAGACAGCUCCAUGGAAGACAAACCAUUCAAGUGUGUGGUUUGUGCUAAAUCUUUUGUGACUUCUACAAGGCUCCUGGCACACCAAAUGAUUCACACAGGGGAGAAACCCUUCAGGUGUAAGGUUUGUGAGAAGGCUUUCACCUCUUCUUCCCAACUGCUGAGGCACCAGAGAAUUCACACAGGGCAGAAACCAUUCACGUGCGAGGUGUGUGAUAAAUCGUUCUCGAUUUUAUCAAACCUACGUGUACACCAACGGAUUCACACAGGAGAGAAACCGUUCAAGUGUAUGGUGUGUGACAAAUCAUUCUUAGACGUAUCGAACCUCCGUAAACACCAACGCAUUCAUACAGGGGAGAAGCCAUUCACAUGUGAGGUCUGUGACAAAUCAUUCUCAUCAUCAUCACACCUCCAUGGACACAAACGUAUUCACACAGGGGAGAAACUGUUCACAUGUGAGGUAUGUGAGAAAUCAUUCUCGGAUUCAUCGAGUCUGUGCAGGCACCAACGCACUCACACAGGGGAGAAGCCAUUCGUGUGCAAGGUGUGUGACAAAUCAUUCUCAGACUCAUCAAACCUCCGUGGACAUCAACGCGUUCACACAGGUGAGAAACCAUUCACAUGUGAAGUAUGUGACAAAUUGUUCUCAACACUAUCACAGCUGCUUGUCCAUCAUCGCGUUCACACUGGGGAGAAACCAUUCAGGUGCGAGGUGUGCGACAGAACUUUCUCAAGGUCAUCAAACCUCCUGGUCCAUCAGAGGCUGCACACAGGGAAGAAACCAUUCAAGUGCGAGGUGUGUGAUAAAUUAUUCUCGACAUCGUCGCUCCUCCUUGUGCACCACCGCAUUCACACAGGGGAGAAACCAUUCACAUGUGAGGUGUGUGACAAAUCAUUCUCAGAGUCAUCAAACCUCCGUGUACACCAACGCAUUCACACGGGGGAGAAGCCAUAUAAGUGCGAUGUGUGUGGCAAAUCAUUCUCAACGUCAUCGACCCUCCGUGUCCACCAAUGCAUUCACACAGGGGAGAAACCAUUCACGUGCGAGGUGUGUGACAAAUCAUUCUCAAGGUCAUCAAAUCUCCUGCUUCAUUGGAGAAUCCACACAAGAGAGUAACCUUUCAAGUGUAAGGUUUGCGACAAAGCUUUUCUAACAUCUUUGAACCUCCUGGGACACACAGGAUAUGCACAAAGUUCUCUUCAGUUACAAUGGUUGUGACAAGGCUUUCACACAAUCAAACUAUUUCCUACUCAAACCUGUCAAUCCAAGUUUGGUAAUGAAGGUUUCACACAGUUGUUGGACCUCAUGGGACAUCGACAAACCCACUCAGAACUUGCCAUGUUCUUGUCAAUCUAUUAUUGCAUUGUGAACAAUAUUCCUAUCAAUCUCAGGUUCAAAGGUUCAAUUGACCCUCAGCCACAACUGAUUUUUGUGGGACAGAGUUCCACAAGCCCAGUCCUCUUUUUAUGAAGAACUGUUUGCUGAUAUUGCCUCUGAACAACCUCAUUUUAAUUUUAGUGCCAUGCCCCUUGCUCUGGAAUCUCUGAGCAGAGAAAUAUUAUAUGUUCACUAUACCCUCUUCCAAGUUUAAAUUACAGUUCUGGGAGGGAUCUUGAAUUAUUUUGAAAUGCUUUGUGUUUUUGAUGUAAGCUGAAUAUUGUUUUGCUUUCCUGCUGUUCUUUCAAUCUUCUCUAUAGAUUUAUAAUCUAUAAUAAAUCAUAAUUUUUCAUCACCCAA
Messenger RNA from Rhincodon typus (whale shark), 2944 nucleotides. Its product is annotated as zinc finger protein 271-like. Lineage: Eukaryota; Metazoa; Chordata; Chondrichthyes; Orectolobiformes; Rhincodontidae. The coding region runs from base 1220 to 2323 and encodes 367 amino acids. The transcript is spliced from 2 exons. The record is from RefSeq and is a predicted model, not a curated record.